Molecule: messenger RNA, 601 nt
Organism: Aphanomyces astaci
Lineage: Eukaryota; Oomycota; Saprolegniomycetes; Saprolegniales; Verrucalvaceae
Exons: 1
Coding region: 14-439 (141 amino acids)
Source: RefSeq, a predicted model, not a curated record
AGGUGGUGCAACGAUGGCUCCAAACCAAGAAUCCUCGUCCUCGUCGGCGGCGGCGUCGGCCUCCCUUGUGGCAGCAUGGAGGGGCCAGCGAAUGAUGACGGCCAUCACGCCCCCCAAGGCCAAGUACUCGUACCACAGCGGGAGCUACGCCACGCGCCACGCCAAAUCUCACGAGCGCAAUUUCGUGCGUCGCCCCGUGCCCAUUGCAAUCCCCGAUGUGUUCAAGUCGCGCGAUCGAUGCUGCGUCGGCGGCAAACACAUUCCAUUCACGCGCUUCAACACGAUUGAGUGCCGUCGCAAAUUGCUCAAGGAAGACCUGGACACGAUCCACGAGUCCGUGUACUACACUGACCUCAAAUGGGAAGAUUUGAUUUCUGACCUUGCCGACAUGCAUUAUGUCGAUCAACGCCGCCGCAUGGCGAUCACAUUCAUCCUGUAAAGCGGGCCCUUGCAAGCUGUCCAACGACUUCCUAACUUAUUGCCGCGAUCCAUGUCGUCCACGCAGUUUCCAGCCCUGGUUGCAGGGGCUCGCACCAUAUUUAUCAAUAGGUUAAUAACACUACGUGUGAUGAAAUAUAACAACAAAAAACCAUUUCCAAUA